This is a messenger RNA of Salvelinus fontinalis (brook trout), 3318 nucleotides long. Its product is annotated as thyrotroph embryonic factor-like. The transcript is spliced from 4 exons. NCBI's taxonomy places the organism in Eukaryota, Metazoa, Chordata, Actinopteri, Salmoniformes, Salmonidae. Gene Ontology annotation, biological process: regulation of transcription by RNA polymerase II. Gene Ontology annotation, cellular component: nucleus. Gene Ontology annotation, molecular function: RNA polymerase II cis-regulatory region sequence-specific DNA binding; DNA-binding transcription factor activity, RNA polymerase II-specific. The record is from RefSeq and is a predicted model, not a curated record. The coding region runs from base 243 to 1127 and encodes 294 amino acids.
GGCGUAUAGCUCAUGAAUAAGAAAACAGUGCUCGCAGUAGGCUACGACCAUCGGGAUCUGUGGUGUUUGUUUUGACAACGUUUAAAUUUGUGAAACUGGUUUCAAAGCAACAGACUGAAACACUGCUUUGACUUCAUUUAUCUACGGAUAUUGCUAACAGUGCCUGGGAAACUACACUCAAGUCGCCUCUGCAGCCUAGGUCGGAUCCACAGAAAUCGUUUCCUAUUGUUUUGAAGAAGAUUAUGGACAUUCCCCCACCUAAUAUUCUAGAAGGCGACGAUGAAAUAGAGAAGAAGAAGUUGUGCUCUGCUGAUAAUGGCGAGGCCGGUGUUGGAGGGGCCAGUGGUGGGACUGGAGGUACCGGCAUUGGAGGGGUGUCCGCCUCCCUUACGCCUGCCAUCUGGGAGAAGACCAUCCCCUAUGAUGGGGAGACCUUCCACUUGGAGUACAUGGACCUGGAUGAGUUCCUGCAGGAGAAUGGCAUCCCAGUCACCCUAGAGGAGGAGCUGCAGAGGAGCCUGGCCCAGGUGGAAACCAAGGGGACAAGACCCCCUUUCACCACCUCUGACACAGAGACUGUCACACUCACCUUAGAGCCAGCUGAACAAGAGAAGGAAGAAGAAGAUGGGGACGAUGAAGAUGCUGUGUCUGGGUUUGAAGCAGCGGAGGUUGAAGUGUCUAAAAAUAAAAAAGAGGGGAAGUCUGCAGACCGACUCACACCCACUCCCAUCGACCCGGAGGACAUUGAGGUGGACAUCAACUUCCAGCCGGACCCCACAGACCUGGUGCUGUCCAGUGUGCCUGGGGGUGAGCUGUUCAACCCACGCAAACACAAGUUCUCUGACGAGGACCUCAAACCACAGCCCAUGAUCAAGAAGGCCAAAAAGGUCUUUGUGCCCACUGAGCAGAAGGACGAUAAAUACUGGUCGAGGAGGAAGAAGAACAAUGUGGCAGCCAAACGUUCACGUGACGCCCGGCGGCUGAAGGAGAACCAGAUCACAGUGCGCGCUUCGUUUCUGGAGAGGGAAAAUGCUGCUUUGCGGCAACAAGUGGCUGAGUUGCGUAAGGACUGUGGUCGCUGCAAGAACAUCAUGUCCCGAUAUGAAGCCAAAUACGGACCAUUGUAAGGGACAAACUUUAUCUUUCAAGAAAAUAACCGAAAAAUAAAAACGCCCCCCAAAAUGCAGAAACAAAGAGGAUCUGAAUUGCACUGCUUUCAUGGUGAACGCCGGUCACUGCGUCAAGUUCUAGAUCCUUUCCAACAUGACAGUGGAGGCAUGGAUACACACUGUCAGUGAGCCAGGCAGCAACAUGGCGAGAGGUGGACACGAAGACUGGCUCCUACACAUACAGGGACUCAAUUAGACAUAACAUGUAUAUUGUCUACUGCUAGUCAGGUCUUAUCACUGGCCAGAGAAGUCAGAGAAAGCUGGUGGAGAAAAGCAUGCUUGUGAAAAGAAGCGCUUAAACGUUACACACACACAUUUAUACAGCGCAUUAAUGGGUUGUUUUGUGGACCAAAGCAUGAACAUCAUCAGUGAGGAGUAGUGAAUAUUGAAAGUUGUCCCCCUGCCCUCUUCCCACUGUUUGCAGUAACUGACUGUCUCUCCUCUGUUUCAAGUACUUGUGCAGAGGCUCUGAAGAAGGACAUGUCAACUCUUGAUUUAUUCAUAAUUGGGUAGGGGAGAAAACAAUGAAUAACAGAACUGACAGAUUGAGGGUUGCACCUCCGUGACCGUACACAGGAAAUAAUUGAUAUUGGUCAGACAAAGGGCGAGAUAGUGGUGUUUUCCUGUCACAGCUCUUCUAUGUCUGUCUUUGUUUGUACCACACACUGAAGUGUGUGUGUGGAGAGAAUUCUUUGUACAUAGUUUUCUCCCUGCACCACAUAGAUUGUGUUACCCCUGUUUUGCACUUAACCCUUCCAAAGCAACACCUUGUGGGUGAAGAUUAGAUAUAGGGCUGGGUGGGUACUUUUUUCCUAUUACGACAUGACCCACACAUUUUAAGCAAUUGUUUAUACAAAAACUAACUCUGCAUCUAAUAUCUUUCCCCAAAAAACAGUCAUUUUGGGGGAAAGAGGUGUUUUAAAAAGUAGUAUGGCCUUUCUAGGGAGUUUUUUCUAGGCACCGUGCUUCUACACCUGCAUUGCUUGCUGUUUGGGGUUUUAGGCUGGGUUUCUGUACAGCACUUUGAGAUAUCAGCUGAUGUAAGAAGGGCUUUAUAAAUAAAUUUGAUUUGAUAUAGCACGGACUGUCUUUUCUCAGUAUGUUUAUUGCUCAUAGAUAAGGGCCCUCACUGGUGGAGGGGUAUUUAAUAUCUAUGUUGGUUUAUUUCAUUGUUCACUGCAAGUAGAGGGCACUGUAUAUUUGUGCCUCCUGUAGUUUGUCUGGGAUUAAGAGUCAGUUAUUUUGUCAAUACCUGUGUCUUUUUAUCUUAAUUUACUGCUAUUCCUUAUGUUUGUUGAAUAGCUAUUAUGAUCAAUGCUGUAUUUAUUCUAACAAUGCAUCUUGAUUGAUGUGCAACAAUCUGUCAGAUUUAUAUUUCUUUAGAGGAAAGAAAACAAUGAACCAAUGACUAAGCAGGGAUCUCAAUGUACAAACUGUGGUUUUUGAUUUUUUUUUAACAGGUUUUCAACAAGAAUUUUACAGAAAUAUAUAUUUUUUUCUAAAGACAAUUUCCUAUUUACCUCAUCCAACACUUCCAUUGUUUAAUGCUCCUAUCUUAUUGGAUACCAAUAAUUUUGAAGGGUUGGGGUGCCUAUGACAAUGUUGACAGGAAUUGUGAGCACAAGAAAGGUGGUUUUGGUUAAGUUUGAUCAAAAAUGAUCGGUCUCAAUUGUUGCAAAUACUACAUAGCAGACUUAUUAGUAAAGGGACUCAAUCUCUUAAGUGUCUGAUGAAUUUGUGUUCCUGUGCCGAUCUUCAUUAUGAUGCAUAUUAGAAUGAUUAUGAUGCAUAUUAUCAUUAUGAUGCAUAUUAAAAUGAUAGGGCUCAAUUGUUGCAAAUACUACAUAGCAGACUGUUAAGUAAAAGGACUCAAUCUCUUAAGUGUCUGAUGAAUUUGUGUUCCUGUGCCGAUCUUCAUUAUGAUGCAUAUUAGAAUCAUACAUGUGGCAACAAUAUUAAUUUUACUCUGCUUUGUUUCUGUAAAAUAACUAUGAUAGACAAAAUGUUGAAAUGGCGCAAAGUCAUGUGUGCUUCCAAUUAAGUUUCCCAGUAAUCCUGCUGCACGAAAAUGUGUUAAUGGUGUAAUGUUUGCAUAUGUUUUACACUAAGUGUAUGUACUUAUGUCUGUAAAUUAAAGGAUCAAAACAAA